AACAUUUUCUCAUGACGCGGAGGAGUUGGCGAGGUCAAAACUGAUAAGAGCAGUUCUAAUUUUCAGGCCAUUAAAUUAUUAAACAUCAUAUACAUUUGUGCAAAGAAAUCCACACAAUUUUAAAACAUAAGUUCUGAAAAUGAAUCAGACGAAGGAGCUGGAAAAUGAUAUGAAAAUGGAUUACGAAGAGACAAAUUCGGAGAGCGAGGAUGUGAUUGAUCUGAAUGAAAAAUCCUCUAAGCCAGAUAGGAAAAGAACCUUCAAAUGCAUUGUCUGUAAGUUAAGUUUUGGUAAAGAAGUUGAUCUACAAAACCACAUCAAAAUCCACAUAACAAGAACAGCAUACAGAUGUGAAGUGUGUGAUGCACCGUUUUCCAGGAAGGAUAGUCUUGAAAAACACCUUAAAACUCACUUCGUGGCAACAAAACCCACACAUGAAUGUGUAGUUUGUAGUGAGCUGUUUAAUAAUAGAAGUCUUUUAGAAGAACACAUGGAGACACACAUUGAUGACAAAUCCUAUAUGUGUGAUGUCUGUGAAGAAUCUUUUUCUCAAAAUACAGACCUUAAGCAACAUAUGAAAAUUCAUUCUGAAUCUGAAACUGUGAGGAAAUCUUUUGAAUGUGAAUUUUGUCUUAAAUCUUAUAAAUGCAAAAGAACUCUACAGGGUCAUUUGAUCAUGGUGCAUUUGAAUGAAAUUUUUGUGGAAAAUAAAACCAGUAACCUUCUGUUGGAAUCUGACGAUGUUAGUGGUGAUAAUGAUGAGAUUAGCAGUGAUGAUAAUGAGGGGAUUAGUGAUGAUGAUGAUGAUGAUAAUGGCAUCAGCGAUGAUAAUGAUGACAUGGGUGAUGAUGAUAGUAUUGCUGAUGAUGACUACGAAAAUGACAUCAACAAUGAUAAUGUUGACAUCAGCAAUGCUGAUAAUGACAUUGAUGACAAAAACAUUGAUAAUGAUGCCAGUGAUGAGGUUGACAUCCACGAUGCAAAUGCUGAUAAUGACAUUGACGACCAAAACAUUGAUAAUGAUGCCAAUGAUAAUGUGGACAUCCACGAAGCAAAUGCUGAUAAUGACAUUGACAACAAAAACAUUGAUAAUGAUGCCAAUGAUAAUGUUGACAACCGGGAAGCAAACAACGACCAUCUACAAGCAGACAUGAGAGAUAAUUCUGCCGAAAUGCCCUCAACAGCUGAUGAGUUAAUAGCCACCUCUUCUGAUGCCCAGAAUCAUAGUCCUAAGAAACCAGGAAGAAAACAAACGUACAGAUGUGCUGUUUGUAAGGAAAAAUUUCGAGAGGAAAGCGAUUUAAUACUUCAUAUAAAAACUCAUAUCGUUAAAAAACCAUUCAAAUGUGAAGGUUGUUAUGAAUCAUUUACAGAGAAUACCGGUUUAGAAAAUCACAAGUGUCUCUUUACUCGUAUCCUUCUUGAAGAUACUAGUAAAACUUAUAAAUGUGUAAUCUGCAGGGAAUCGUUCACUGAUAGGAAUCAAUUGCAAACUCAUAUAAAAGUUCAUAUUGGCGAAAGACCCUACACAUGUGAAAUUUGUGAAAAAACGUUUACUCAAAGCACAAGCGUAAAGCGACACAUGGCACUACAUAGUGAGGAACGACCAUACAAAUGUCAACUUUGUGACAAAUCAUAUUUUCGAAAACAAUGUCUAGACUAUCACAUGAAACUUCAUGGUUCUGAUUUAGUAAAGAAACGUUACAAAUGUGACUAUUGCUAUAAAUCGUACAAUAACAUGCGGAAUAUGAAGGCACAUUUGAUGAGAUUACACACAGACAAAAAACCGUUUAAAUGUACCGUUUGCCAAAUUUCAUUUUCUGUGUAUCGUGAUCUUAAGAAACAUAAAUCCACACAUCCAAAGAAGCCAUCUUAUCAUUGUAAUAAGUGCAAUAAAUCCUUUUUCCGAGAAGAGGGUUAUCAGAGUCACCUGAAAAGUCACAAACGGACAAAAUUCCCCUGUGAUGUUUGCGCGAAAGUUUUUAGAAGGAAACAAACCGUUUAUGCACAUAUUCGACUAAAACAUCCUGACCAUAAACCCCAUACAUGCGAUGUGUGCUUUAAAACGUUUACCCUAUAUGAAACUUUACUAAAACAUCGGCAGAUUCAUGGUGACGAGAAAUUACAUAAAUGUCACAUUUGUCCACGGUCAUUUAUUCAGAAAGUCAGUCUUCAGGAUCAUAUUCGACUUCGUCAUGCGAAAGACAACCUCGUAACCAGAUCCAAAAGUGGUCAACUGAUGAAAGGCCUGCCAAGCGAGGAUACCAUUAUCAAUAAGAAUGUUACUUGAUAAUCACGAAUAUGUGGGUGGAGUUAUCAUCUGUUAAUCGAACGAUCAGCAAUUGUCGUAGACGGUGCGGACACAGUUGAUGCCUAUUACUAGUCCAAACUUCCAACAGUGACAACUCAAUUCAGAAUAAAGUACAUGUAAUUUGGUUUAAAUUUUCAAUAUUUUCUUUUUUUUUUAUCAUCUAUUUUAAAGGAGCUAAAUCGCUAAUAUUUUAAACCUAGAAAUUGACAUACAUGUAAAUGGGUCGCAAUGCAUAUAAUAAUGUAAUAUGAAUGUAUAUAAACUGAUUUACAUUCAA
Messenger RNA from Patella vulgata (common limpet), 2588 nucleotides. RefSeq names its product zinc finger protein Xfin. The transcript has 2 exons. The coding region runs from base 140 to 2290 and encodes 716 amino acids. Lineage: Eukaryota; Metazoa; Mollusca; Gastropoda; Patellidae. The record is from RefSeq and is a predicted model, not a curated record. Gene Ontology annotation, cellular component: nucleus.